Molecule: messenger RNA, 1050 nt
Organism: Acanthosepion pharaonis
Lineage: Eukaryota; Metazoa; Mollusca; Cephalopoda; Sepiida; Sepiidae
Source: the annotation of a GenBank genome assembly
AUGUGGUUUUUUCUUACGGAGUUCUAUGUGGUCCCAGAGGAACCAACCUACACGAAAGUCAAUGUGGUUACAGAGGAACUAACCUCACUGAAAUUCUUUGUGGUCCAAGAGGAACCAACCUCCCCGAAAGUCAAUGUGGUUACAGAGGAACUAACCUCACUGAAGUUCUAUGUGGUCCCAGAGGAACCAACCUACACGAAAGUCAAUGUGGUUACAGAGGAACUAACCUCACUGAAAUUCUAUAAUGGUCCCAGAGGAACCAACCUACACGAAAAAGGAACCAACCUACACGAAAGUCAAUGUGGUUACAGAGGAACCAACCUCACUGAAGUUCUAUGUUCCCAGAGGAACCAACCUACACGAAAGUCAAUGUGGUUACAGAGGAACCUAACCUCACUGAAGUUCUUUGUGGUCCCAGAGGAACCAACCUCCACGAAAGUCAAUGUGGUUACAAGAGGAACUAACCUCACUGAAGUUCUAUGUGAUCCCAGAGGAACCAACCUACGAAAGUCAAGGUGCAGAGGAACUAACUCACUGUUCUAUGUGGUCCCAGAGGAACUAACCACACUCAAUGUGGUUCUAUGUGGUCCCAGAGGAAACCAACCUACACGGGAAAUUCUAUGUGGUCCCAGAGGAACCAACCUACACGAAAGUCAAUAUGGUUACAGAGGAACUAACCUCACUGAAGUUCCUGGUGUGGUCCCAGGAGGAAACCAACCUACACGAAAGUCAAUGUGGUUACAGAGGAAAUCUAAAUCAGUUUAUGGUCCCAGAGGAAGAAACAAUGUGGUUACAGAGGAACCAACCUCACUGAAGUUCUUUGUGGUCCAAGAGGAAUCAACCUACACGAAAGUCAAUGUGGUUACAGAGGAACUAACCUCACUGAAAUUCUAUGUGUGGUCCCAGAGGAACCAACCUACACGAAAGUCAAUGGUUACAGAGGAACUAACCUCACUGAAGUUCUAUGUGGUCCCCAGAGGAACCAACCUCCCCGAAAGUCAAUGUGGUUACAGAGCACCAACUUCACUGAAAUUCUGUGGUCCCAGAUGA